This is a messenger RNA of Rhododendron vialii, 2076 nucleotides long. Its product is annotated as histidinol-phosphate aminotransferase, chloroplastic-like. Gene Ontology annotation, biological process: L-histidine biosynthetic process. Bases 272 to 1558 code for a protein of 428 amino acids. Gene Ontology annotation, molecular function: L-histidinol-phosphate:2-oxoglutarate transaminase activity; pyridoxal phosphate binding. The record is from RefSeq and is a predicted model, not a curated record. Lineage: Eukaryota; Viridiplantae; Streptophyta; Magnoliopsida; Ericales; Ericaceae. The transcript has 10 exons.
UUCCUUCACAUUUGCAAGUUCCAAACGGGGCGCAAGGGUUUGAGAUUCUCUUUGCGUUUCAAUUAAACUCGUCUCUUAACCCGACGAUUUCCCGGCCCAACCCGCGUCGGUCAUCUCGCAAAGUUCCGAGCCACCGGCGGUGGUCUUUCCGACGAACCCAGGUGCGUUCCUUCUUCACUUGGAUUGGUAAAUUAGGUUUUCAAGUGAAGGUAGAACUGUUGUUCCAGUUGAAACAUACGUUGAAUUGCUCUGGUCCCAACACUGCAGAUUCAUGGGCGCAGUUGGUUUCCACGGCAGUUCAUCAUCUGUAUGUCCAAUCAAAUCCUCCGGUGGUGUUACUCGUUGCUCCGCCGCAUAUUCUAGUAGACCCAGUUGCUUCCCAUUUGAUAUGAAUCAGGGGAGGAGGGUCAAUUGUAUGGCCUCCACUAUUCCAGUUCAAGAAAUGAAAGAGGAAGGUCAACUACGGUUGACUGGUGAUUCUUUCAUUCGUCCUCAUCUCCGCAAGUUGUCUCCCUAUCAUCCCAUUUUGCCUUUUGAGGUUUUGUCAACACGUCUGGGCCGAAAGCCUGAGGAUAUUAUUAAGUUAGACGCAAAUGAAAACCCAUAUGGUCCACCUCCAGAGGUUUCUGAGGCUUUGGGGUCAAUGAAAUUUCCAUACAUUUAUCCUGAUCCUGAAAGCCGUAGAUUGCGUGGUGCUCUUGCCCAGGAUUCGGGUCUUGGAUCUGAAUAUAUUCUUGCAGGGUGUGGUGCAGAUGAGCUAAUUGAUUUGAUUAUGCGUUGUGUUCUGGAUCCUGGUGACAAAAUUGUGGACUGCCCCCCGACAUUUACAAUGUAUGAGUUUGAUGCAGCUGUUAAUGGGGCACUUGUCGUAAAAGUACCUCGGAAGUCAGACUUUAGCUUGGAUACAGAGCUGAUCGCUGAAGUUGUUGAGCAGGAGAGGCCAAAGUGCAUAUUUUUAACUUCUCCUAACAAUCCUGAUGGGAGUAUAAUCAGUGAUGAAGUUCUCUUGAAGAUCCUUGACCUGCCUAUAUUGGUUGUGCUGGACGAAGCGUACAUUGAAUUUUCAGGAAUUGAAUCUAGGAUGCAAUGGGUGAAGAAGCAUGAGAAUCUAAUUGUCCUUCGCACAUUUAGUAAGAGAGCUGGUUUAGCUGGACUCAGAGUUGGAUAUGGAGCAUUUCCUUUGAGUAUUAUUGAGUAUCUGUGGAGAGCAAAACAACCAUAUAAUGUGUCUGUUGCUGCAGAAAUUUCUGCAUGUGCAGCACUAAAGAAUCCGGACUAUUUGGAGAAGGUUAAAAUGGCUUUGGUGGAAGAACGUGAGAGACUCUUCCAACUUUUGAAAGAAGUGCCUUUUCUCAACCCAUAUCCAAGCCACUCCAAUUUCAUUCUUUCCGAGGUUAUGUCUGGGAUGGAUGCUAAGAAAUUGAAGGAAGAUCUUGCGACGAUGGGUGUCAUGAUACGUCACUUCAAUACUAAAGAAUUGAAGAGCUGUAUUCGAGUCUCUGUUGGUAAGCCUGAGCACACAGAUAUCUUAAUGGAGUGCCUCAAUCGCUUUCGUUGAAUUCCUCUCUAUGCUAAAGAUUCUCUUUGGUGGAGAAGGAAACGUAUAGACCUUUUACUUUUAAGUUAGAUUUGAUUCACUCUUCUUUUUUUUAAAAAGAACGAGAACGGUGAAUCAAUUCCUCUAUGUUAAAAAUUCUCUUUUGUGGAGACGAAAAUGUAUCAGACCUUUAGCUUGAAGUGAGAUUUGAUUUACUGAAAGAACAUUGGAUCAAAUCUAACUUACAGUAAAAGAUCUUAUACGUUUUCAUCUCCACCUAAGAGAAUCUUUAGCAUAGAGAGGAAUUGAUUCACUGUUUUUUUACUUAAAAAAAAAAAAAAACACAGUGAAUCAAAUCUUACUAAAGUAAAAGGUCUGCUACGUUUUUGUCUCCACCAAUUGUGGUCGGAGUUUUUCAUGCAAUUCUUGUAACAGUAGUCCCUGUCACUGCACUUUUAGUGUUGAACAUGUCAUUGGACUUCCAAGUGUCCGCAUUCUAUUUUAUUGUGGAAAGGAAAAAAUACUCAGGUUGAUGUCAA